Aspergillus lentulus is the source of this 1494-nucleotide messenger RNA. RefSeq names its product cytochrome P450. Gene Ontology annotation, molecular function: monooxygenase activity; heme binding; oxidoreductase activity, acting on paired donors, with incorporation or reduction of molecular oxygen. NCBI's taxonomy places the organism in Eukaryota, Fungi, Ascomycota, Eurotiomycetes, Eurotiales, Aspergillaceae. The record is from RefSeq and is a predicted model, not a curated record.
AUGUUCCUCCUCACUAUUGUUGCUAUCAGCACUUUGUUGGUGCUGCUUCUCUAUAAAUUUCUAAUUGCGCCAUACUUCCUGUCUCCUCUCUCUAGAAUCCCCAAUGCACAUUUCACAGCACCUAUCUCGGACUACUGGAUUGAAGGGAAGCGGCGGUCUGGGCAGGAGGUACUGACCAUCUACGACCUUCAUCGCAAGCAUGGGCCUGUCGUGCGCCUGGGACCCAAUGAGCUGAGCGUCAAUUCACUCCGGGGGCUCCAAGUCAUCUAUACCGGUGCAUUCGAGAAACACUCUUUCUACCGCGAUGCAUUUGUCAAUUUUCUUACGGAUAAUCUUGUGGGCAUGUUACCCAACAAUUCUCAUGCGCGACAGAAGCGUAUGCUGAGCAAGAUUUACUCCAAGUCAUAUCUGCACGAGUCGGCGGAUCUGCGCAAUAUUUCGUCCAUCAUUCUUUCGCAGAGGCUUCUCCCUAUUUUGAAAAAGGUUGCGGAGAAAGGAGAGGCGAUCAAUGUCUUGCCGCUGUUCCAGGCCGUGGGGAUGGAUUUUACGUCUGCGUUUCUGUUCGGCACGGCCAAUAGCACGACUUUUCUUUUCGAUCUCCCAGGAUGGGCGGAAUGGCUGGUGGAGUACGAAAGAUUCAAGUACUUGAGCUUGGAAGAGCGGUAUUUGGGCUUCAUCGAAAGCUGGUGUCUGUCUCUCUGCAGCAGAAUGCAAGGCAAUGAGCAUCCUAACGACGUGCCGGUUGCCACAAACCCGGUGGUGUAUACUCAGCUCCGCCAGGGUCUGGAGAAGCAUCCAGAUCAACGGCCUCUAGAGUUGGCGCUUGCAUCAGAGCUUCUCGAUCAUCUCGUUGCUGGACACGAGACCUCGGGAAUCACCUUCGUGUAUAUGAUGUGGGAGCUCUCGAAGCGGCCUCGGCUGCAAGCUGAACUUCGUCGAGAACUACUCACAUUAACUCCAUCCUUGAGAUAUCCAUCUGUGGAGUUGAGUAAUGAGGGCCUCCCAACUCUACCAUCACCAGCCGCUAUAGACUCUCUCCCUUUGCUGGAUGCGAUUGUUAGAGAAACACUCCGAGUGCACUCGCCUGCGCCUGCUCCGUUACCGAGAGUCACCCCCUCGUCACCAGGAGGCAUAAAACUUGAAGAAUACGAUCGUAUCCCCGGUGGAGUCAAAGUUAGUUCGUCCGCAUACACUCUGCACCGAAUCAGCGAGGUCUACCCCCAGCCUUUCGAGUGGCUGCCAGAGCGUUGGCUAGAACCAGGGCCUGGGAAAAUUCACGAUAUGCGGAGACUCUUUUGGCCGUUUGGAAGUGGUGGGAGAAUGUGUCUGGGUAGUAAUUUUGCUUUGCAAGAGAUCAAACUUGUCAUGGCUGCAGUUUACACCAACUAUACCACCUCUAUCGUCGAUGAUGAAUGCAUUGAGCAGGAUUAUGCUUUUAUUUCAUUGCCCAAGGGACGGAAGCUGAUGUUGAAAUUUACCCCUGUGAAGCUGUGA